GCACAUCCGACGGCAACUCCGCGCGCCGCCAGUCUCUGAAUGACCGUCGUUGCCUACGCUAGCAAAAACUGCUCGCAUUCUUACUGCUGGAAUUAAUAGAUCGAGUCUUUCACAGAUUACAGAUGGGCAUGAUAACUCGCGUCAGAAAGCGUCUGCAGACGCUGCACUUGUUGGCCAAGAUGGAUUCGCGUCUACAGGAAGAGAAAACUGCACAGUCAGUGUGGUUGCUGUCGGCGGUGCUGCUGCUGCCCUACCUGGCCCGCGCCAGCCACGCGUCGCUGCUGUUCGGCGGCGUGGGGCUAGCCUACUCGUGCCUGGUGCUGCCCAUGGUCAUCUCGGCCAGCUACAAGUACCCCGUCAGGCCGCUGCUCUCCGCGCUCUAUGCGUUAUCGGGCCUUGCUGGAUGGUGGGCAGUGGCAGUGGAACCUGUCACCAACUUCCUGUGGAAGGUGUACGCCCCACUUGAACGCGUGGAGCGAUGCAUCAUGAAAAUGGCCAACAUCCUCUCCAUGAUCAACCAGCUGACGUUCUUCACGCUGUGCGACCGUCUGCUGAUGCCGGGCCAGCGGCUGACGUGCCUGUACUCGCUCAUGUUCUACAACGUGGUGGCGUACUGCGCCUCCUACAUCAAGGAGCUCAUCGAGAAGGAGGACUGGUCGCCGUACGUGACGAUGGCCGAGCACUCCAACAUCAAGCACCUGGCCAUGUCCGCCACCAAGAUCGUGCUCGAGUGGACCAAGGCGGUCACGUUCGUCAUCACGGUGGUCUUCAUGCUGCUCGUGUUCGGACUGGAGCAGGGCCUGCAGCACUACCAGCCCACGGUCCUCUACACCGUCGUCACCUGGAUCUACUACAUGGCCACCGAGAAGGUGUUUGUAGACAUGUUCCCAACAUUGCUGUCAUUCCUGCGGCUGGAUGUCCUGGAGUCUCUGGAAGCCCUGUGGGCACCAGUGCUACUGCGUGCGGGCACUGCAGGAAUUUCACUGCUGGCAGCACUCGCAGUUGCCAUGCUGCAAUAUGCACGUAAUGGAAGCCACGGAUGGGUACGGUUGGUCGUAUUUGCAUUGUACUUCAACGUGCACCUGCGACUUCGGGAGCUCUGGCUGGGUCCACUGCGGCAGCUGCGUGCUGAGCAGGCAGUUCUGAUGCGUUUCAGGCCUGCUUUACCAGAAGAGCUGGCUGCACAUGAUGAUGUGUGUGCUGUCUGCCUCAGUCCUAUGCCACGCAGAGCACGUGUUACACCCUGCCAGCACAUGUUCCACGCAGAGUGCUUACGACUGUGCCUCAAGACCUCUGAUAACUGUCCUAUCUGCAAACGAGAGUACACAUUCUGCUGAUACUGACACUGCUGUUGCAAUGAGUGGAAUUUGAAACCAGUUGCAAGUGUGAUCUGUGAAUUAGAUUGGUCUGGAUGUUAUAAAGUGUUCAGUGACACAACUUCAGAGCAGAAGUAGUUAGCGGUAAUAAAACCAAUUAUUUAUAUUCAUAUAUAUUUCUUGAGAGGAGAUAUCAUUUGAUACAUGAAUGCUACCAGUGCUGAAAUUCCUAGUAAGGGCAGAUGGGAGAAUUGAGGUAAUUGUUUUUAUGUUUUUCUGUAUUUAGUUAUAUUAAUCUUUCAAGGUGGGUUCAAGUAAAUUAUCAGCUGAUGUGUCAAUGAUUACAUUUUGCACUGAAUAAGCAGGUGUCCUGAGUAAGUGGGUCACUGGCCUAAAGUGUACAAUGAACAAAUGUACAAAAUAUGUUGUGCAGUAUUGCACAUACUGCACAAAAAGUAUUAAUCAAUAGAGGAGCACAUUUUAAUAUGUAAAUUUCAGAAAAUUUCUAAUAUGUACCUAAGUUUGUAUAUUAAAUAUGAUUAUUAAUAUGGAAUUUGUUGUGAUACUGUUAUUUCUAGAUACAGAGCAUUGACACAGAAGAGGUAUUCUGCAGAAUUAAAACCGUGUAGCCUAUAUACUCAUUUAGUAUAGCUGUUACUGGUCACUGCAGAGUAGUUUAACACACAAGCAAUUUCUGUUUAAUGUAUUGAGGAUGUAGUAUUGUAAUGGAUAUAGAUGCUGAAUCUAAAUUAGAAACAGUGAUUGGGUUAAGACUUUUCAUGUCCAUCAUUAAUGCAACUAUCUUUUAUGAUUGCAGUCAUAAUUCUACACAAGUACAAAAACUUGGUAUCAAUAUCUUUUUGUGGGACCAGAUACUCCUAACAUUAAUUCAAAAGAAAUUCAAUGACAUUUUCAUCAAAUUUUGGAAAAAGUUCCCUUAAUUAAUGUAAGUAGUGAGUAAUUUUAAAGAAUAGCCGCUUCCAACUGAAGUGUUUCUUCCCACACAGGAAAUGCAUCUCAUGAAGAUCUCUGUGUGUGCAAUAAACUAAUUUUAGAAUUUUUGACGUAAUAAUGAUGAAAGAACUACCAGUCUGAAUGCUGUAAUAGUAUCUUAAGAUGACAUGUUAGCCCAUGGGUCUCAAAUUGUUUGUGGCAAUAAUCAAAAUCAUUCAUAUGUUAAAGAAAUAUUAGAUUGUAACAUGCAGGGUAUAGAUGAUAAUUGUUUCGAACACACCACAGUGGCGUAGGUGAAGUGGAGAUGAACAAAAUUAUAUAGCACAUUUGUGGUCUAUCAAUCGGAGAAACAACCUUAAAUUAACCUACAAAACCCACCUCUGCUAGCCAGCCGGAGUGGCCGAGCGGUUCUAGGCGCUACAGUCUGGAACCGCGCGACCCCUAUGAUCGCAGGUUUGAAUCCUGCCUUGGGCAUUGAUGUGAGUGACGUCCU
Molecule: messenger RNA, 2763 nt
Organism: Schistocerca piceifrons (Central American locust)
Lineage: Eukaryota; Metazoa; Arthropoda; Insecta; Orthoptera; Acrididae
Product: E3 ubiquitin protein ligase RIN2-like
Exons: 7
Coding region: 123-1337 (404 amino acids)
Cellular component (GO): endomembrane system
Molecular function (GO): ubiquitin protein ligase activity
Source: RefSeq, a predicted model, not a curated record